UGGUUGUCUUGCGCUGUUUUGACCUGGGCCAGAAGGAAGGCAGGAUAUUCCAGUCCAUGAUGUCUGUGAGGAGAUUCUCCGUGUCUGACAACAUCACACAUUCUGCUGCCCCGGUGACAGCACUGGAUAACGUGACAACUUUGUCCCCAACAGCAACGCAGGCAGUCAAUGACACCAACAUCACUGUGCCUCACAAGUGCCUGCUGUUGCUCUAUGAGGACAUUGGGAAGUCCAGGGUCCGCUACUGGGAUCUUCUGCUCCUGGUUCCCAAUGUGCUUUUCUUUAUGUUUCUUCUCUGGAAGCUGCCCUCUGCCAGGGCCAAAAUCCGUGUCACUUCCAGCCCAAUCUUCACUACAUUCUACAUACUAGUGUUUGUGGUGGCUUUAGUUGGCAUUGCCCGUGCUGUUGUCUCCAUGACUGUGAGUGCCUCGGAUGCUGCCACGGUUGCUGAUAAGAUCCUGUGGGAGAUCACAAGGUUCUUCCUUCUGGCGAUUGAACUGAGUGUGGUGAUUCUAGGCCUUGCCUUUGGUCACCUGGAGAGCAAGUCGAGUGUGAAACGUGUUCUGGCAAUCACUACAGUGCUGUCUCUGGCAUAUUCUGUCACCCAGGGCACCCUGGAAAUCCUGUACCCUGAUGCCCACCUCUCAGCAGAAGAUUUCAACAUCUAUGGCCAUGGAGGGAGACACUUUUGGCUUGCCAGCUCCUGUUUCUUCUUUCUGGUCUAUUCCUUGGUGGUGAUUCUUCCAAAAACUCCUCUGAAAGACCGGAUUUCUUUGCCCUCCAGGAAGAGUUUUUAUGUUGCUGAACCUGGUGCAGGGCCUGGGCAGCCUCUGAACCUGGUGCAGGGCCUGGGCAGUGCCCUGCUCUGUGUGGAUAUCAUAGAAGGACUGUGCUGUGUCGAUGCUACCACGUUCCUUUACUUCAGCUUCUUCGCACCUCUCAUCUAUGUGGCGUUCCUGAAAGGCUUCUUCGGGUCUGAACCGAAGAUCCUUUUCUCCUACAAAUGUCAGGUGGAUGAACCUGAGGAUGUGGAUGUGCACCUACCCCACCCUUAUGCUGUUGCUAAGAAGGAAGGAAUGGAUUCUGGGUUCUACUCGAGCACUCAGAUCGACACCACAGCCUACCUGGAUGACGUGGCCUCUAUGCCGUAUCACGUGGGCAGCGUCAACAGCAUAGACAGCGACCGCUGGAAAGCCAUCAAUGCCUAAGGCAGGGCCACCCACGUCACACAAUGCCUCGUUCCUUUCCUGCCAAACUCCCUGAUACCAUGGCUAUUAGGAUGGCCAUUGGAAAUCUGUCCUUGGCUAUCUGCCAUGGCUUUCCUCUCUUCCUUAGGAUUUCUGAAACCUAUUGUGGAGCUAAGUUGACAGCCAGAAUCCUGCUGGAAAGAACACUUUCUGUCGCUACAUGAGAACAAUGUAGAACAGUUUUGUUCACAAGCAUAUAAACACUGAACCUCCCUGAUCCUCCGUGUUCCAGAUGUGCAUAUCACCCAGAAGACAGGCCUGACUGUUACCUCUUCCUUUUCAAUGACUAAAAGCACUUGUCUGCCAAUUAUGGGAAUGGCAUUUAGGGUUGAGGGUGUUGAUUUG
Messenger RNA from Eurypyga helias (sunbittern), 1592 nucleotides. RefSeq names its product transmembrane protein, adipocyte asscociated 1 (gene TPRA1). Gene Ontology annotation, molecular function: G protein-coupled receptor activity. The transcript is spliced from 11 exons. Gene Ontology annotation, biological process: G protein-coupled receptor signaling pathway. Gene Ontology annotation, cellular component: plasma membrane. NCBI's taxonomy places the organism in Eukaryota, Metazoa, Chordata, Aves, Eurypygiformes, Eurypygidae. The record is from RefSeq and is a predicted model, not a curated record. The annotation marks the transcript as partial.